AUGAAUUUCUCACGUUUCAUACGUUACGCUGGUUGGAACAUGUACUCUGCACACCUGAAGACCGUCUGCCUCAAGGCCGCCAACUACACGACACAAGUUCCUUUUCGUCCUGACCAGCGGAUUCCAUCGCUCCACAUUGAGCACGAUGAUAACAGCCAAGCUGUAGACGGCAAGCCACAACAAACAAAGGUGGCAGUGGACGCGAGCUCCAGUGAGCAGAUGAAUAUGGACACCGCAUGUACCAUGAACCUGGACACGGCUGCAGUACGGGCUGUUCUGUUGUAUGGCUGUGAGACUUGGCCUGCUUGGGAAGCGGAACCAAGGCGUUUCAGAUGUUUGACGACUUGUCUCAAAACUAUAGCUCGUGUGGGUGGCUGCUGCAUGUCCUCCACCUUCAGCUGCGCGUUGUGCGACGUACACUGCCCCACAAGACAACAACUGCAAGCCCACGAAGCCGGAAAACGACACAUAGCGAACUGCUUUCGGUUCUCAGUUUGUAACGGAAUUAGUGUUGUCGGACAGGAUUGCUCAUCAAUCCCAGAGCCUAAGAAGCUCACCCCAGACAAGUCUUCGCUCUCACCAUUUAAAAUGAGUAGACAGGUUCACCCUGGUGCAAGUCUGCGCUCAGAUUCGAUAGGUGACCACGAAGUCAAUUCACCUGAGAGUAAAACUCUUGGUUCUGUCGGAUCAAAUUAUUGCGAAUUCUGCAAUGUUCGUCUUAACUCAAGCGAUCAAUUACGGGAACAUCUGGCUGGGCAAAAACAUAUGAAAAAGGUGAAAAGCAGUUCUUCGGCAUCGUUGCAGAACCAUGUCGCUACGCUCACUUCAUUGCCUGAACGCUCACCAAGGACCAAUAUAACUGUAGCUCCGGAUCUUCUUGGCACGUGUAUGGAUGCAAAACACGAUUCUGCGCUCGAUCUUACGAAAUCCCGGGAUAAUGCCUCGCCCGUAAAUUCGCCAGUUGUCUGCCUGCGCACAUUCGUCGCAAACUGUCGACAAUAUUUGGGUCCGAUAUGGCCAGGCGUGACGUUUUUACAGCAUGAAGCGGACACCCUGGUUUUCGCCUCCGAACUAUCAACCGAUUGUGUUCUUCGUUUGGAAGAUCAAAACGACGGUUGGUUUCGCAUUGGUAUUCAUUUGGUCACCGCCUUGCUGACUGCUAACCGUGAAGCAUCUUCGGAUCCCACAUCGGCCAUAUGGAUCUGCUCGAAAACGGAAGUGGGUCCGGAUCGGGGUCUAUUCCGCUCUUUCCGUUUUCCGCCGACCAGUCAACGAAGUAUUCAGUGCCCAACGCUUCGAGUCGUACAACUUCCGUGUGUGAACAGCAAUCUCUUAGAAUACGACCUUAUAAUUACUGACGCCGAUCAGUUUUGCAGUCAGCUAUCAGAAACGGUUCUCAAGAGAAACCAAGUUUGCUGUAUUAUUAUUCAGGAUGCUGGUGUCUUGGCCUCGCAUUUCGGACUAUGCACAGCCCUGCAGCAAUAUAUGCAAAGCGCCCCGUUAGGUGAACGUGGAAGGAUAAUAUGUUUCUCGAGUGCUCCCCUUCCCGGUGGCUGUCUGUUCAAUGCAUUCCGAUUGGUCCACUUUUCUCCAAUCUGUUAAUCGGUGUCCAGAUUUGACUUCAAUCACUCUUACUAGCCACUCACGGGUGUUCGAACUGCGGUGUUUUCCAAUUCACAUGGUUUUAUUUCCACAUCGAGUCGACUAUUUUUUGAACAAAAUCAUGUACUUUCACCGCUCUUCCAUCCGUCGUGCCUGGUAGAAUUUUCCGCUCUCAUCUACUUCAUUUCGAUCGGUCAAGGAACCAGUGUGAAAAAAGAUCUUUUGCUUUGGGUUUUUUUGAAGUUUUUCUUUCUAGAAAAGUGUUUAUUCUCUCUACUAUUGCUUCCAUUUUGCCUUUAAACGAUAGAUUGAUCA
This is a messenger RNA of Opisthorchis viverrini, 1917 nucleotides long. RefSeq lists its product as hypothetical. The transcript has 9 exons. Bases 1 to 1602 code for a protein of 533 amino acids. The record is from RefSeq and is a predicted model, not a curated record. Lineage: Eukaryota; Metazoa; Platyhelminthes; Trematoda; Opisthorchiida; Opisthorchiidae. Gene Ontology annotation, molecular function: nucleic acid binding; zinc ion binding.